Molecule: messenger RNA, 1326 nt
Organism: Portunus trituberculatus (swimming crab)
Lineage: Eukaryota; Metazoa; Arthropoda; Malacostraca; Decapoda; Portunidae
Product: protein AAR2 homolog
Exons: 3
Coding region: 248-796 (182 amino acids)
Biological process (GO): spliceosomal tri-snRNP complex assembly
Source: RefSeq, a predicted model, not a curated record
CCACAAACACCACAUCAGACCCUGAAACUACACCACAGAACACCACACAGCCCCUCACAGACACACCACACACCACCACAGAUGAUUCCCAGCCCCCCUCAUCCCGAAAACAGCCCCACAGCCUCCCACAACACCAAACAUCACCACAGAGGCCACAGCAACACCACACACCACCACAAAGACUUCAGAAGAGAGUCAGCCCCAAACGCACACUUCCCAGCCCCCUCCAGCCCCCCAGCUUCCAGAAAUGAGGCCGAAAGAGGGGUCUACUUUCCGCUUCACUGAGCCCCCCACCCGGGCCUACAGAGAGGGGGCUACUCCAAGUGAAGUGACAAAAUAUAGUUUGGAUUCAUCUUAUAGUUUGCGGUGUAUGAUGGAGCAAGCUGGCAGCGUGGGUGGAGUGUUGGCGGAGCUGCAGGCGUCCUUUGUGGUGUUUCUGGUGGGUGAGGUGGAGGUGGGGUGGACACAGUGGAGGAGCCUGGUGGAACAGCUGUGCAGGGCGGAGGAAGUCUUGGUGGAGCAGCCGGAUUUGUACCUAAAAUUGCUGUCUGUUCUCCACUAUCAAGUCAAUGAGAUCCCAGCCGACCUCUUCACGGACAUUGUAGAGUCGACCAACUUUCUGGCCGCCUCCCUCACCACCCUCUUUGCCAACGUGGAGGACAACAGCUCAAGGUUGCCAACACCACUGGUUCUGAAGGCCCAGCGCUUCAAGCAACACAUUAUGCACAAGUUUGAGUGGGACUUGACGCUGGGAGAUGAGGGGGAGGAUGCGCCGGUGGUGGUGGAGAUGAACUAGAGGAGGACAAGAGAGAGUAGUAGGAGGAGGAGGAGGAGGAGAAGGAGGAGGAGGAGGAGGAGACAAGGAUUAUGAGAAGAGGAGGGAGGUGGAUAAGAGAAGAAGAGGAAGAGGAGUAGGACGAGGAGGAGGAAAGAAGAAGUAAAAGAAGAUUGUAGUAGUAACACACACACAAAACAUUAAGUGUGCUCUCUCUCUCUCUCUCUCUCUCUCUCUCUCUCUCUCUCUCUCUCUCUCUCUCUCUCUCUCUCUCUCUCUCUCUCUCUCACCCACAGACCACAGGACCCCACAGUAUGUCCCCCACAGUAUGUUGACAAACCCAUAGUUCCCCUCCCCCACAAAUAUAGACACCUCCUCUCUCUCUCUCUCUCUCUCUCUCUCUCUCUCUCUCUCACCUCAGUUCCCAGUGGCUUACAGUACACACACACAGACAGACGGACGGACAUCGGUGGGGUGAAGAAGAUGCUAAAUUGCUGCAAAAAGGUUUAUAUUAAUGCGUUACAAAAAAAUAAAGACAAUUUCUUGAAGUA